Molecule: messenger RNA, 498 nt
Organism: Ostertagia ostertagi
Lineage: Eukaryota; Metazoa; Nematoda; Chromadorea; Rhabditida; Trichostrongylidae
Source: the annotation of a GenBank genome assembly
AUGCAUUCUUUAACGCAGUAUUAUGUAUUUUACACACCUAUCCAAAUUAUAAUAUGUGGAUUUCAGACGGCAGCCGCUAUUCAUCGACCAUUAGCUGUCGACAUUUUCCACAGUCCUCAGUUAACAUUUGCUCCAGUGAAAAAUGCUACUGGUUAUGCUGAACGCUAUCGUAUGAAGUUUUCUGCACUGCGACACUCUCUACCACCAUUCGUCCAUCUAAUGACACUUGAACGGUGGCAUCGCCGGAGUCUCCUACUUCGCCUGGAGCACGUCUUCCAGAACCAAGAAGACGCAGAUAACAGCAAACCGAUGCGUGUUGACCUCGAGGACCUCUUCACGCAGUUCAAAGUCGUCAACAUGACUGAACUUGCAUUGGCCGGCAACAGAAACUCCACCAAAGUCCCAUCUGAAAGAUCCAAUCGAUAUCUCGGCGAUUUCACGAUAGUGCUUAAACCAUCGGAGAUUCGUACGUUCAACAUUGAUGUGCAAUGGCUUUGA